Papaver somniferum (opium poppy) is the source of this 768-nucleotide messenger RNA. RefSeq names its product embryo-specific protein ATS3A-like. Bases 59 to 634 code for a protein of 191 amino acids. Lineage: Eukaryota; Viridiplantae; Streptophyta; Magnoliopsida; Ranunculales; Papaveraceae. The record is from RefSeq and is a predicted model, not a curated record. Gene Ontology annotation, molecular function: protein binding. The transcript is spliced from 2 exons.
UAAUUCCCAAACCUUGAUCACAAUCACAGAAAGAGAGGCUUUUCAGAGAAACACAACAAUGGUGAACAACAAACCAAUUCUCCCUCUUGUCUUCUCUGCUGUAGUCUUUUUCUUAAUCAUCAAUUCUCAUGAAUGUCAAGCCGAAGAAUCCAUUACCAUCGUCAGUUCAGAACCUCAACAGUUUCCAUCAUUCCAGAUUCAAAGUGUUAAUAACCCUAAUCAAGCAAUUUCAACAACAGCAGCAGCCGCAGAUGCCAAUGCUUGUUCGUAUACUGUAGCAAUCAAAACUAGUUGUUCUUCAACAAGUUUCACUAGAGACCAGAUCAGUCUUGCCUUUGGUGAUGCUUACGGAAACCAGGUUUAUGCACCAAGACUAGAUGAUCCAUCUUCAAGAGCCUUCGAGAUAUGUUCAACUGAUACAUAUCACUUAUCUGGACCAUGUACGUAUAGAAUCUGUCACCUGUAUCUAUACAGGGUAGGAUCUGAUGGCUGGAAACCAGAGAAUGUGAAGAUCUACGCUCCUGGCUCAAGGAUUUCCACAUUUAACUUCAAUGUUUUUGUUCCUUAUGGAGUUUGGUAUGGCUUCAAUUUCUGUAAUAAUCAAAACGGUGAUGGAGUCACCGCUGCUAUGUAAUGGAAGUAGUAAAACACUAUAUUUAUUUCGGACUUAUUUGAUUACUAGUACUUUCCUCUUUGGCAGACUUGUAAAUUGGAUUCUAGAUUACUGCAAUUCGAAAAAUAUGUUCCAUAAAGUGGACAUUCCGGCCA